Yamadazyma tenuis ATCC 10573 is the source of this 1210-nucleotide messenger RNA. The record is from RefSeq and is a predicted model, not a curated record. NCBI's taxonomy places the organism in Eukaryota, Fungi, Ascomycota, Pichiomycetes, Serinales, Debaryomycetaceae.
AUCACCAGUUUCCCCGGACUUUUUUCGCUCCCAGACAGCAAACAAGGUCUUUUAAACCCUGCUUACAAUGACCUCCAGUGACUCUAUUCAUUCUCAAGGCUCUAAAGAAUUAUCAAUGUCUUCGAACGAAGAUGUGGGCCGCAUCCACACCACUGGUGAAAAUAAUCAGUUCAUUAUCAUCGGACAUAGAAAAUACCUUCGGAGUGAAUUAAUGGAGGCUUUCGGUGGAACAUUGAACCCCGGGUUGUCACCUCCUCCCACCCAUGGGUUUGCAAACCCCAGUCCGCUUGGUUUGACGUCAUUUGCAUUGACCACCUUUGUGUUGUCAAUGUAUAAUGCUCGGGCCAUGGGCAUCACCCACACCAAUGCAGUGGUAGGGCUUACAGCCUUCUACGGUGGGGCUGUCCAAUUUCUUGCUGGUGUGUGGGAAAUCAUGGUAGGAAACACUUUUGGUGGUACUGCCUUCUGCUCCUAUGGGGCUUUCUGGUUAUCAUACAUGGCCAUUAAUAUUGAAGGGUUUGGAAUUGCUGCCGCGUACGGAGAUGAUUCGGAGCAGUUGGGCAAUGCCGUGGGGUUCUUCUUGUUGGGUUGGGGUCUUUUCACCGCUAUGUUGGUGUUAUGUACCAUGAAGUCCACAGUGGGUUUAUUCAGUUUGUUCUUCACUUUAACCCUUACUUUCCUCUUGUUGGCGGGAGGUGAGUUCACAGGGAAGGUGGGGGUCACCCGUGCUGGUGGAGUUGUGGGGGUUAUCACUGCCAUGUUGGGGUUCUAUAAUGGAUUUGCUGGUACUGCCAACCAUCAGAACUCAUACUUUGUUCCUCAUCCCAUGCCUUUGACUAGAACAAAGAAAUGAGAUGGUGGGCCUAAAGUAUUUAUUUGCCGUCUCGGGAGAUGGCCUGGGGCUUGCUCCAGUUAUUUAUUGAUAUUUAUUUGAUGUAUGUUUUACUUUUGCGUUUGCAGCCAAAAGGUGUGACGGGGUUAAGGUGCGCAAGCGCAACUCUUAAAGCCAAUAUGGUAUGUAGGAAAAAGAUAUAAAAGUGAUGGCAGCAAGCACUUAAUUGGCAAUAUUGGCAAUAUAUGCUUGAGUAUGUGAGAUAUGCGCUUUUUGCUAGCUCAAAGGCAAAUCCAAGGGCACCAGUGUAUGUUCAUUUCGCGACGUUUUGCGACACAUGUCGCACCCAUCUCGGUCGUGCAGCGGUCGCAGCGUCCC